ACCGCCGUUAAUCCUCAUCGAAGAAGAGUUUGGCUCUGCCCACCUCCUUGCUUGUUCUGCCCACUAGGAUUCAGGCUCGGGUCUAUCUUGGGUUAGUUGUAAAGAUCUUUGACCGCAUUUUAUGGUGCUAGUACGUUAGGUUACUUAGUAUCAGUAGCUUCAUUAGGCCUGAAUCACUCGCGAUAGGCUACGACGACCAAGAAUGAACAGGAAUUGUCUCUGACAUCUGACGAGGCCUGGGCUGGCUCUCAUCACUGAACUGUUGGCGCUACUGGGCAGAAUCUCCAGCCAUAACUUUGGAUAUCGUUAGCAGAUAGCUAGAAGACAUCGAAUUCAACCUUUCCAAGUUCGACAUUGUUGAUUUGAUGCCCCCGUCGUUCUGACAGACAGAGCCGCCAAUAUGAUGCCGAUGAUCCUGACAGUGUACCUAAGUGAUGGGGAACAGGCACUGACCGAGGUGCCCAUCACCCCUGAGACAUCGUGCCGCGACGUGGUCGAGUUCUGCAAGGAGCCUGGCGAGAGUGGCUGCCACCUUGCCGAAGUGUGGCGAGGCAACGAACGAGCAAUCCCCUUUGAGCACAUGAUGUUCGAGCACCUGCAGAAGUGGGGACCCCGAAAACAAGAGGUCAAGUUCUUUCUCCGGCACGAGGAUUCACCCACCGAAAGCAGUGAUCAAGGGAGCCAGCAAUCUCAAGAGCAGGCCAACCGUAGAAGUGGAGAAAAGCACAAUGAGAAUGGGGUGGGGAACCCCCGCGUGGAGCUCACGCUCUCGGAGCUGCAGGAGAUGGCCACACGGCAACAGCAGCAGAUCGAGGCCCAGCAACAGAUGCUUGUUGCCAAGGAGCAGCGUCUGCGAUACCUGAAGCAGCAGGAGCGGCGGCAGCAGCAGUCGGUGUCUGAAAGCGAGAAGCUGCAGAGGCUCAAGGAGCGCGUGGAGAGCCAGGAGGCCAAGCUUAAGAAGAUCCGCGCCAUGAGGGGCCAGGUGGACUACAGCAAAGUCAUCAACGGCAACCUGUCGGCAGAGAUUGAGCAGGUGAGUGGGCUGUUCCAGGAAAAGCAGGUGGAGCUGCAGUCAGCUGUGUUGCGGGUGGAGCAGCUGAGUCUGCAGCUAGAGGACCUGCGGCGGGGAAAGCUCAACGGCCUGCAGUCCGCGCUGGGAGGACAGGUCACCAGCACUGCAGCCCUGGAGCUGCGCAAACUCUACCAGGAGCUGCAGAUCCGGAACAAGCUGAACCAGGAUCAGAACAGCAAGCUGCAGCAGCAAAAGGAUCUGCUCAACAAACGCAACAUGGAGGUGACCCUCAUGGACAAGCGCAUCGGCGAGCUGCGGGAGCGCCUCUAUAAGAAAAAAGCUGAGGCACGUCAAAAAGAGAACUUACCUCUAAACAAGACCAACGGGCCUCCCUCUCCCCAGCCGGCCCCAGGGACUCUGGGCCGGGUGGCAGCCGUGGGCCCCUACAUUCAGGUCCCUCUGCCGGGUAGACAAGAGGGAGGCUACACUGGACCCCCCGAACCUAUGAAACCCCAGACGCUGGGUGUCAACGCCCCAGCCAAUCAUGCCCGCUCCAAAUCAGGGGCGGACACAGUGCGAAAGCCCCUCGGCCCGUGGAAGGUGUCUGAUUUAGACAUCGUGGUGGACCCACUGCCCACUUCCCCUCCAGAGGCGCGCUCGGGUGGCUCGGACGGCAUGUCCCCUAAUGAUGCUGGCUGGCCCACCCUUGGCAAGGGCAAUGCCUCUCUCAAGCCCCCCGACUGGCCAGAGUCUGGGCCGGACACACAGGGAAAGAUUCCCCCUCAGGGCUCCCCUGCUGCUACCACAGCAGACAAGGUGCUGGACUCCAACAAGAUGACUAUCUCCUCCCCGGUGGCCCCUUCCAAGCCCCAGCCCCCUCCCUACGGCUCCCAUCUAAUUUCUGCCGGCUCCACCAGUUCUCUGGACCGCCGGCCAGGCCAGCUCCCCAACCCCCCCGGCCCUGUCUGGCCCCGUGUUCCCCCCUCCACCGGCUCCUCCUCCCAGCAGAUCCAGCAGCGCAUAUCGGUGCCCCCCAGCCCGACCUUCCAGCCCAACUCACCUCUCUUCCCACCGGGUCUUCCCGGGGAUCGGCCUGACCCUGUCCUGGCUGUUGCGGUGCGCCCCUUCGUCCCAGACAGAGGCUCCCGGCCCCAGUCGCCACGCAAGGGCCCGGCCACCAUGAACUCCAGCUCCAUCUACCACAUGUACCUCCAGCAGGCGGCGCCCAAGAGCUACCCGCUCAAGCCUGCGCUCAAAGCAGUGUACGGGAAGCCCGUUCUCCCCUCCGGCUCCACGCCGCCCUCCCCCCUGCCCUUUAUGCUGACAGGGGGGCCCUUCCCCGGGCUCCAGGGGCCGGCCGGUGAGGACACUGGGGACAGAGAGGGCCCUGACGUAGACGGGGCCCCGGAUACCCCCCCGCCCAAUGUGGAGAAUAUCCCGCGGCCCCUCAGCCCCACCAAGCUCACCCCUAUGGCUCACUCACCCCUUCGCUACCAAAGCGACGCCGACCUGGAAAUGCUUCGCAAGAAGCUGGCGAACGCCCCGCGGCCCCUCAAGAAGCGAAGCUCCAUCACUGAGCCAGAGGGGCCAGCCGGGCCCAACAUCCAGAAGCUGCUCUACCAGCGCUUCAAUACCCUGGCUGGCGGCAUGGAGGGUGGUGGCGCUGGAGCAGGGGGAGUCAGGGCGGGCAGCACGCCAUUUUACCAGCCCGCCAACCCACCCGACUACCCCGGUGACUUGUUGGCAGACGCCGACAACGGGAACCCGCCAUGUGAGGACUCACUCCCUCCCCCACCACCAGCCGUGGCAGAGGGGUCGUCCUCAGAGCCCCUGCCGCCGCCUGACGCCAAUGACAACAAGCUGCUGCCCCCACCACCGGCCCCCGAGGUGAUCAGCCCCCCUGCCCCGGAGGCCUCGGAGGAUACCAACAACAAUAACCUAGGGGGAGUCUCGGUGGCCACCCUGCCUAGCCCUGUGCCUGAGGUCAGCUCUCCAGAGGAGGUUGCCACCACCCCCUCACAGCAAGUGGAGAAGCGAACUAACCUGAAGAAGCCCAACUCGGAGCGGACGGGUCACGGCCUGAGGGUGAAGUUCAACCCCCUGGCGCUGCUGCUGGAUGCCUCACUGGAGGGCGAGUUUGACCUGGUGCAGAGGAUUAUCUACGAGGUGAAGAACCCCAGCACGGCCAACGACGAGGGCAUAACCCCGCUACACAACGCAGUGUGCGCCGGACACCACCACAUUGUCAAGUUCCUGCUCGACUUCGGAGUAAACGUCAACGCUGCCGACAGCGACGGCUGGACACCCCUGCACUGUGCAGCCUCCUGUAACAGCGUUCACCUGUGCAAGUUGCUGGUGGAGUCAGGGGCGGCUAUCUUCGCCAGCACCAUCAGCGACGUGGAGACGGCGGCAGACAAGUGUGAAGAGAUGGAGGAGGGCUACAUCCAGUGCUCUCAGUUUCUGUACGGUGUCCAGGAAAAGCUGGGCGUGAUGAACAAAGGGGCGGUGUAUGCGCUGUGGGAGUACGAGGCCCAGAGCCCAGAUGAGCUUUCUUUCGGCGAGGGCGACGCCAUUACCAUCCUGCGGCGGCAAGACGACAGUGAGACCGAGUGGUGGUGGGGCCGCCUGGACCACAGGGAGGGUUAUGUACCCCGCAACCUGCUGGGGCUCUACCCCAGGAUAAAACCUCGUCAGCGCUCCCUGGCUUAACCCCUCUGCCUCUUCCUUGGGUGAAAAACUGGACUACAGGCAGGCGUGGCCGAAGACUGGCGGAGUGGGGAGGCCUGGUGCUCCCCUACUGCCACAGUUUCCCCCUCCUCCCUGUAACCCUGGCUAUGGGACACCGGACAGUGUUCAACACUGACACACACACACACACACACACACACACACACACAGACCCCAGAAAAGACAGGAUCCCUCUGCUACCCCUUUUCGGUUGACCAAACCCCACUCUGCUCUCUCACUAUCUCCUUUCAGCUUUAUUUAAAUCCGUGUGUGUGUGUGUGUGUGUGUGAGAGAGAAAAGCUGGAGCACAAGGCUCAGUGGAGAAUCAAGUGCUUACCUCUGACGGUUGAUGUGUGUGUGUUUGGAGAGGGUAAUGUGUGCGUGUGUUUUGUGGUUUCUGUGUGUGUGUGAAUAGUUUAGAGGGCCUUGUGUGUUUGGAAAGUGUGUGGGUUUAAGGACUAGAGAGAGGGUGCUUGAAUGUGUACAAUAGGUAUGUGUGACAUGUGGAUGGUGUAUGUGUACCAGUGUUAAUUUAGUCAAUAACUAUGACAAAAUAAUAGUCCAGCUAUUUUUCCUGACAAAAACUAAUGAUGAUAGUGAGAUGCCAUGAAAAAAACAAUAACUAACCAUUUUGUUUUCUUUUUAGUUGAUGAAAACGUGACUAAUGAACAUUCAAUUUGACAUGAAGCUCCCUUUAGUCUGUUUUGUCCAAUCAUAAGCAUGCAUGCCUUUGCAGAAUAUUGAAUGCAAUCCUCUCAUUGGCUAAAUUAACGUCUUUCAGUUGCAGGGUCUGAUUGAGCUGAUCUGCCCGGCUCUCCCUCACAGCUCCCGGCGGUCACUUCAGUCACUUGUGUAUCUUUUGAACUGAUGCUCAGGACACUUCAAUUGUAACUAACCUAAACUAGAAACAAUGUAGGCUAUUUUUGCUUUGAUCAGAUCAGAAAAGAUUUUCCCAUGUGUGCUACUAUUCAUCUGUGUUGCUGCUCUCACGGCCCACUAAUACGAGUGCAGUUUUUUAAAUGGAAAAUAUGAAUGCCAUUUGCUUAAUAUUAGGAGUACAGUAAUAUUUCUGGCAUUGUUGGAAAUCUCAGAUUCUCCCCCUUCAAGGGAGUCACUGUUAUUUAUCCCCAUCCCAAGUUUAUGAUGGGAGAAAGAGCUGAAUGCCUAAAUUGUUUCAUCUGUAGCCAAGGCUUUAUAGCCUGUAUGGUAAAUCAUGGCUGGAUUUGGUUACAAUCUGCCUUGUCCAACUAGGCCUACUAUCUGAAUGUGCACAUGACUGAAAGGUUAUGUAUGAUGAGUUUAACAGGUCAAGAAUUUGUGUUUGCUGUGAAGAGGGGUGACAGUUUGAGGUCUGUACAAUGGUGUGCCAGAUUCUGAAUGUUAUGUACAAUCAUAACAGGGAUUUUACAUUUCCCUCUAUCGAUAUGAACAAAGAGUACCUAUAUCAAUUCUGUAGGUCGCUUGCUAAGUAGCUUCCAAAUAAGCCAGAAUUUUAACUGUCCUAACUUACUUUUCCAUCAGCUUCUUUUCCUUCUCAAAUGAUAGAGAUUAUUUAGGGAUUUGACACUGCCCUUCCACAUGACAAAACAAAAAGGCCUUAUUUUUUUUAACUUAUGGAAAAUAACCUAUUUCUCAACAUAUGUUCCUGGAUUUUAGUCCCAGGUAAAGUACUCUUCGUUAGUAAAGUGUAUUGGAUUAUUGAAAUUUCCCAAACAAGAUAAAACUUUUUUUUUUUAUCUUCUCACGGAAUAAAGUACUCAUCCCCUAAUUUUCUUGCGCCGUCAGGGCCAUGCUAUCAUAACAUACCCUUUUUAACUAUUUAAAAUUUGUCACGUUAAGUGCCCUGCUUUAGUCAUAGAAGUUAUCAGCAAAAACACACUUUAUUUUACAAAAACUUUUAAAGCUUCACUCAACUUGUCAGCUCCUCCAAAGAGAUGUGUCCAACCGUUGCCAAUAUAGAUUGAGAUUUGAGAUAGAAAGUGGCGUAUGUGAUGAACAGGGAUGCAGUGUCCUAUGCGUUUGCUUUCGUGCAGUGAAGGAGCUCUCCUUCGGGCAAACGUGUGUGUGUGUGUGUGUGUGAGAUACGUCAGGCCUCACUCACCAUAGAGUCAUGAUCAGGGGGGGUCCUCACCACUUCACUUCAGGCGCGUGUGAAAGUGUUAUAAUUGAGCACUUGAUCAAACCCACGCUCUUACAAAUCUGAUGGGUGUGGCCAUUCAAGCAGAAUGACAUUUACAUAACACUAAGGUAUUCUUUUGUUGUAUUACCCCUACUUUCCCUGCCUGACCUUGUUUCCAGUUCUGUGAGAUGAGAUUUGUACCUUGCCCGGCAAGGCCGGAAAAGAGCUUUACCCUAAUAAUCUCUGUAAAUACUGAGAUGAGUAUGUUUGACUGUCUGCUGUAUGAAGACUCAUUGACUCGUGGGGGUUCUGUAAGCGUUAAGGAUGCAGUACUUACACAUCCUGUCCUGUAAAUGUGCACAAUAAAAACAAUUCCCCGCAUGACAAA
Oncorhynchus mykiss (rainbow trout) is the source of this 6246-nucleotide messenger RNA. RefSeq names its product protein phosphatase 1, regulatory subunit 13Bb (gene ppp1r13bb). Lineage: Eukaryota; Metazoa; Chordata; Actinopteri; Salmoniformes; Salmonidae. The record is from RefSeq and is a predicted model, not a curated record. Gene Ontology annotation, molecular function: p53 binding. Gene Ontology annotation, cellular component: nucleus. Gene Ontology annotation, biological process: regulation of apoptotic process.